Molecule: messenger RNA, 7407 nt
Organism: Mustela lutreola (European mink)
Lineage: Eukaryota; Metazoa; Chordata; Mammalia; Carnivora; Mustelidae
Gene: MYO15B
Product: myosin XVB
Exons: 63
Coding region: 16-6999 (2327 amino acids)
Cellular component (GO): myosin complex; cytoskeleton
Molecular function (GO): cytoskeletal motor activity; protein binding; ATP binding
Source: RefSeq, a predicted model, not a curated record
GGGCCGAAUCUACGUAUGGGGACCUUUGGAGGGCCUCUUCUGCUCUCCCUGAACCCCCACCGGCCCCUGCCUCUCUUCUCAGCUGAGGUCCUGGCCAGCUACCACCCCAAGAGGGCCCCUAACACCACCCCACACAUAUUGGCCAUCGCCGCAUCAGCCUACGAUCGCCUGUCUCGGAGCUCUGGGCAGGGCACAUGCAUUCUCCUCGGUGGGCACAGUGGCUCAGGGAAGACAGAAGCUGCCAGAAAGAUUGUACAGUUCCUAAGCAGCCUGGAGCAGGAGCAGACAAGGGACCGAAGAUGUCACCUGGAUGGUGUCCUGCCCGUGCUCAGCAGCUUCGGCCACGCCAAGACAGUCCUCAAUGCCAACGCCAGCCGCUUUGGCCAGGUCUUCUGUCUCUGCGUGCAGAAUGGGGUCAUCGUGGGAGCCUCUGUGUCCCAUUAUCUGCUCGAGACCUCAAGGGUGGUGUUUCAGGCCCAGGCUGAGCGGAGCUUCCAUGUUUUUUACGAGCUGCUGGCGGGGCUGGACCCUGCAGAACGGGAGAAGCUCUCCCUGCAGGGGCCAGAGACCUACUCCUACCUCAACCAGGGCCAGGCCUGCUGUCUCCAGGGCAAGGAUGAUGCUCGGGACUUCGAAGGACUCCGGAAGGCCCUGCAGGUCCUGUGCCCCGAGGAGGUGACCGCCGCCUGGGCCGUGCUGGCCGCCGUCCUGCACCUGGGCAACAUUUGCUUCUCGUCUUCAGAGCGGGAGUCCCAGGAGGUGGCUGCCGUGUCCAGCUGGGCCGAGAUCCACGCGGCAGCCCGGCUGCUACUGGUGCCACCCGAGUGCCUGGAGGGGGCUGUCACCAGGAGGGUCACGGAGACCCCGUAUGGCUGGGUCUGCAGGUCUCUGCCGGUGGAGAGCGCCGUUGAUGCCAGGGACGCCCUGGCCAAGGCCCUGUAUUCCCGGCUUUUCACCUGGCUUCUGGAGAGGAGCAACGUGCAGCUGGCGGCUCCUGGGGAGGGAGAGCACGUGGACACCAUCACUGUCGUGGACGUCUACGGCUUUGAGGCCCUGCGGGUGAACGGGCUGGAGCAGCUGUGCAAUAACCUUGCCAGCGAGCGACUGCAGCUCUUCUCCAGCCGGCUGCUGUGGGCGCAGGAGGAGGAGGCCUGUCGGCGGGAGCUGCUGGCCUGGGUGCCCGUUCCCCAGCCUCUGUGGGACACCUGUCUGGACCUCCUCGUAGACCAGCCCCACAGCCUCCUGAGGCUCCUGGAUGCCCAGACGUGGCUGCCCCAGGCCACAGACCACACCUUCCUUCAGAAGUGUCAUUACCACCACGGCAGUCACCCCUGCUACUCCAAGCCCCAGCUGCCCCUUCCUAUCUUCACCGUGAGGCAUUGCGCUGGGACUGUCACCUACCAGGUUCACAAGUUUGUAAACAGAAACCGGGAUCAUCUUGACCCUGCCGUGGUGGCGAUGCUUGCCCAGAGCCAGCUCCAGCUGGUGGGCAGCCUGUUCCGGGAAGCAGAGUCCCAGUCCACGGCCGGGCCGGACAAGCCCACACUGGCCUCUCGCUUCCAGCAUUCCCUGGAGGACCUCCUGGCCCGGCUGGGCAGGAGCCAUGUCUAUUUCAUUCAGUGCCUCAACCCCAACCUGGGAAAGCUUCCAGGCCUCUUUGAUGUGGGACACGUGGCAGAGCAGCUGCACCAGGCGGGCAUCCUGGAGGCAGUACGUACCCGCAGUGCCAACUUCCCCGUGCGCCUGCCCUUCCAGGCCUUCCUGGCCAGGUUCCGGGCUCUGGAGACGGAGGCGCAGGGAGAGUCCUCUGACCGUGAGAGGUGUGGCGCCAUCCUGAGUCACGUGCUGGGGGCCGAGUCACCCCUCUGUCACCUCGGAGCCACCCAGGUUCUGCUGCGGGAGCCAGGCUGGCAGCAGUUGGAGCAGCACCGGGCCCAGCGACGCUCCCAGGCCCUGCUCGCCCUGCACGGCAGCCUGCGCACCUGCAUCUCCCGUCAGCGCCUCAGCCGCCUCCUCCUGCCGCGGAUGCAGGCUCGCGUGCGAGGGCUCCAGGCCAGGAAGCGGUACCUCCGACGGCGGGCGGCUCUGGGACGGCUGAGCACCGUCCUGCUGGUGGCCCGGCCUCUGCUCCGGAGGCGACAGAGAUUGCAGCAGCUUGGGCAUCGGCGAGGCCAACACAGCGGCCCGGCCUCCAGGACAGCACCAGGCAUGGAGCUGGGGCGCUUGGAGAUCCCGGCUGAGGUGGCCGUCUUGCUGAAGACCGCAGAAGGCCAUCACCAUGCCUUGGAUGGGAGCAUCACCGAGUCCAUGCCCCCUGAAGUUCCUGCCCGGACCAGCCUGAGCCUCCCGCCCGACAUCGACCAGUUCCCGUUCUCCAGCUUCAUCUCCACUAACUUUCAGGAGCCGGCCCUGCCCAGCCCCGGGCAGCUGCUGGCAGAGCCCCUGACCCGGCUGCACGGGGAGAACCCGCAGCAUGCGCUGGAUAUCAACAAGGUGAUGCUGCGGCUCCUGGGGGAUGGGUCCCUGCUGCCCUGGCAGGAGCAGAGCAUGGGCGAGUACCUGGUGCGGCAGGGCCAGCGCCGGCCAGGGCUGAGGGAUGAGAUCUUCAGCCAGCUUGUGGCCCAGAUCUGGCACAAUCCGGACGAGCAGCAGACCCAGCGCAGCUGGGCCCUCAUGGCCAUCCUGCUCAGCGCCUUUCCCCCCAUGCCCCCCCUGCAGAAGCCACUGCUGAAAUUUGUGUCCGACCAGGCCCCCACCGGCAUGGCAGCGCUGUGCCAGCACAAGCUGCUGGGGGCCCUGGAGCAGGCGCACCUGGCUCCUGGAAUGGCACGGGCGCACCCCCCGACCCAGCUCGAGUGGACGGCUGGCCGGCGGCGGGGCCGCAUGGCUCUGGACAUCUUUACCUUCAAUGAGGAGUGCUACUCCGCCGAGGUGGAGUCCUGGACCACGGGGGAGCAGUUCGCCGGGUGGAUUCUGCAGAGCAGAGGACUGGAGCUGCCCCCCCGUGGCUGGUCCGUGUCACUGCACUCUGGGGACUCCUGGCAGGAUUUGGUUGGCUGUGACUUCGUGCUGGACCUCAUCGGCCAGACUGAGGACCUGGGGGACCCAGUCAGUCCCCACAGCUACCCCAUUGCCCCCCGUGGCUUACUGGACACCACCCCCAUCCAAGGCACCCCCUUAGCUGGGCCCACUGUCUCCCACAGAGACGAGGACAUCCCCCCUGCCCCUGGCAUCCAGGCCCCCUCACUGCCAGAUCCACCUCCAGGGCCAGCCCCCGCACUACCCAGCAGGAUCCAGUCAGGGGAGUCUCAGAACUCAGGGAACCUGGAUGGCUUCCUGGACCACCUCUUCCAGCCAGUCCUCUCUCCGGGUCACAGGGAUCUGGAGCAAGCCUGGGCUCUGAGCAGCCGCAUGAAGGGAGGGGGCGCCGUGGGGCCCAUGCAGCAAGGCAGCUACCCCAUGGUUUACCCAGGGAUGAUGCAGAUGCCUGGAUACCAGCCGGCCAUGGUGCCUGCCCCUGUGCCCAUGAUGCCAGCAAUGGGCGCAGUCCCUGCCAUGCCAGCCAUGGUGAUGCCACCGCAGCCGCCGCCGGCACCGCAGCCCCUGCUUCCCAGUGUGGACCCGAGGCAGCUGGCCGCCCAGCAGCAGAGCUUCAUCAACCAGCAGGCGCUCCUCCUGGCCCAGCAGAUGACCACCCAGGCCAUGACCUUGUCGCUGGAACAGCAGACACAGCGGCGCUGGCGCCAGGCUCAGCCUCAGGCCCAGGCCCCUGGAGCUGCUUCCCCGACCUCACCCCCACCUGUCGCCCCCAAGCCUAAGAAGCCCCUGGCCCUGCAGCGGGAGCCAGAGCGGGAGGUGGAAUCGGAGACCUCACAGGAGCCCCGAGAGAAGCCCCAGCGGCCCAAGAGCUUCAAGCAGAAACAGGACUAUUUCCAGAAGAUGGGGCAGCAGCAGAUCACGGUGAAGACAGCGAAGCGUCCGCCCAAGGUGCAGAUCUCCCAGGAUGAGGAGCAGGACGAGGAGAAACCGAGAGUGCCCUCACCCCCUCCUCCCCGCGUAGUGACGAGUGCCCCGACACAAGGUAGGGUCAAAGCUGCGCAAGAGGCGGAGGCCAAGCCAGCGGCCCAGAGGGCAGGGCCCGGUGGUCACCCUGUGCCAGCGCCCCACCAGCGGGCUGAGCCGAGCCGGGAGAUCCGGAACAUUAUCCGCAUGUACCAGAGCCGCCCGGGCCCCGUGCCCAUGCCUGUGCAGCCGGCCAGGAAGCCCCCGAAAAACUUCCUGAAGAAGAACAACCCCAAGGACGAGGCUCUGGCUAAGUUGGGGAUCAGCGACGCCCACGCACCUGUGUCGACGCCGUCCCCCAGCCCUGGGAGGGGCCCCGCACCAGCCGUGGCCCCUCGACCCAAGUUCCCACCACAGUUCAGGCCCUCCAGCUCCGACAAGGACAGCCAGGGUCUCUCUGACGAGACUCCACCUGCCCCCCAGUCACCCUCACCUCCACCAGCACCCCCGCUGCCUCCACCUGAGGAACCAGACAGCCCUUUAGCUGGGCCCCACAGCUGGAUGGAGCCCAUGGAGGACCAGGGAGUCUCCACGCAGCUGCUCGUGCCCUCCGGCAGCGUGUGCUUCUCCUACCUCAACCCGUCCUGGAGGUUGUUCCUGCGCAAGGAGGUGUUCUACCCCCGGGAGAACUUCAGCCACCCCUACUGCCUCAGACUCCUCUGUGAGCAGAUCCUGAAGGACACCUUUGCCGAGUCCUGUGUCCGAAUAUCCCAAGAGGAGCGGAGCAAAAUGAAAGAGCUGCUGGGACACCUGGAGGUUGGCCUGGAGUCGCUCAGCACCACGGAGGACAGUGUUAAGAAGCGCAUCAUGGUGGCCGCUAGGGACAAGUGGGCCAAUUACUUCUCCCGAAUUUUCCCUGUCUCGGGCGAGAGUGGCAGUGACGUGCAGCUGCUGGGCGUGUCCCACCGGGGGCUGAGACUGCUCAAGAUGACCAAAGGCCCCAGCCUCCACCCCAGCCAGCUGAAGACUCUGUGCUCGUACAGCUUCGCUGAGCUGCUGGGCGUGGAGUGCCUGGGCCGCUCGACUCUGGAGCUGACCCUGAAGAGCGAGCAGCUGGUCUUGCACACGGCCCGAGCGAGCGCCAUCAAGGCCAUGAUCGAGCUGUUCCUGAGUGAGCUCAAGAAGGACUCCGGCUACGUCAUCGCCCUGCGAAGCUACAUCACGGAUGACCACAGCCUCCUCAGCUUCCACCGUGGGGACCUCAUCAAGCUGUUGCCAGUGGCCACGCUGGAGCCCGGCUGGCAGUUUGGCUCCACCGGGGGCCGUUCCGGACUCUUUCCUGCCGACAUAGUUCAGCCGGCUGCCGCCCCUGACUCUUCCUUCUCACCAGAGAGGAGUGGCCGGCGCAAGAGUCGGCUGCAGCCCCGAGAGCCGGGGCUGGCUCAGUGGGAGAGGGCAGCGGAGCACGAUGCCCGUCCCCCGAGCCAAGCACGCAGCGAUGACUCUGUAGCCUACAUCUCUCCGUCUGUGGACUCCCACAACUACACCAUGCAGGAAUUUGCCCUCUACUACUUCCGGAAGCCCCAGACCUUGCCAGAUGAUACCCACGGAGAUGCUGAGGAGGAGGCCAUGGCCAGCCUGGUGCAGUACACCAAGGCUCCCAUACAAGAAUCGCUUAUCAGCCUCAGCGAUGAGGACGCCAACAGGCAGGCUGUGGAAAUCUUCCAGACUCUGAUGCGGUUCAUGGGAGACCUGUCUAAGCCCCGGGGCAAGAAUGAGAUGGAGCUCCUUUACGACCUGCUGAGGCCGUGCCGGGAGAACAAGAACCUCAGAGAUGAGAUUUAUUGCCAAGUCAUCAAGCAGGUGACCAGACAUCCUCAGCCCGAACACUGUGUCCGCGGCUGGAGCUUCCUCAGCCUCCUGACCGGCAUCUUCCCCCCGUCAGCCACGCUGAUGCCCUACGUGACCAAGUUUCUGCAGGACUCAGGCCCAAGCCAAGAGCUGGCCCGGAGAAGCCAAGAGCACCUCCAGCGCACAGUCAAAUACGGGGGCCGCUCGCGGCUGCCCUCCCCAGGCGAAACUCAGGCUUUCCUGAAAGGGCAAGAAGUCCGCUCGCUUCUGGUUCGCCUGCCAGGGGGGAUGGACUACAAAACCAGUAUCCGGACUUUCACGGUGGCAGCGGAUGUGCUGGAGGACCUGUGUCAGCAAAUGGGCAUCACAGACCCCUGCGAAGUGCAGGAAUUCGCCCUCUUCCUCAUCAAAAGGGAAGGCGAGCUGGUGCGGCCCCUGUGGCCCCAUGAGUACCUCAACAGCGUGGUGGAUCAGGACGUGAGCCUGCACAGCCGGCGGCUCAGCUGGGAGACGCCACUGCACUUCGAGAAUCCCACCUACACCACUACCCACUACAUGCAGGUGCUGCGGGACUACCUGCAGGGGAAGCUGCUGGUGACCCCCCAGGCUAGCGCUCAGCUCGCCAGGCUGGCCGCCCUGCAGCACUGCAGCACGGCCCAAGGGGACCCCCUGGCUGAGCGAGACCUGCUGGACUACUUGCCAAAGCCACUGCGGUCGCAAGUGAACGUGUCCACCGUGAAGAACUUGAUGUACCAGGAGCUGAGGCAGCUGCGAGGCUGCAGCUCCCAAGAAGCCCAGAUCAGCUUCAUUGAGGCUGUGAGCCGCCUGCCCCUGUUUGGCUACACUGUCUAUGUGGUGCUGCGGGUGAGUCAACUGGCCCUGCCUGGACCCAGCCUCCUGGGCCUGAACCGCCAGCAUCUCAUCCUCCUGGACCCCUUCAACCAGAAACCGUACUGCUCCAUCGCCCUGAAGGACCUGCACCAGCUCCACCUGCUGAGCCCCCUGGAGAAGAAGGGGGCCCCUGGCCUGGAGCUCAACUAUGGCUCUGCUGACAGCCCCCGGACCAUCUGGUUUGAGCUGCCAAAAGCCCAGGAGCUGAAGGACACCAUCGCCUUCCUGAGGGACAGCAGCCUUGCCCCCAACUAGUGGCCAGCCUCACCCAAGAGGAAUGGGGGAGGGGAGGAGAUGAGGAAGGGGCCCCUCCCACAUCCCAGUCCGACUGGAAAGGUCUCCCUUGGUGCUGUCAGGCCAUUUUGGUUGGGACUUUCCCACUUGGCUGUUCUGGAACCUGCCACAGCACAGCGCUGCUGGCCACAGUGGAGGCCACGGGGCAGGAGCUGCUCCAGUGAUAUCAACUGAGAAGGGCAACACCAGGACUCCCCCCGGGGCGGGGGCUGGAGUGGGGGCUGCAGGAACGGGCUUGGGCAUCUGAUGCUGCCCAGGCUGGGCGAGGGGGAUAUCCAACCAGCCCCAGGCCCGCGCCCAACAUCAGCACGAACCACACAAGCCUGGGGAAAGCAAACAGUGAGAAAAUAAAACUCCCAAGAGAAAAAG